AUCUUGCCCGUUCUCUCAUUUUCAAAUUUCUUUCUUUUCGUCGUGUGUUAGGAACACGAAUCUAGAGAGCCAAGUUUUGUUCCGGGCAUAGCCGGCGUAACAGAGGCGCCUUCUCGAGGGCCACAAAAUCGCCAUGGAUCUCCAGGAAACGCAGCGCCUCCUUUCCGAACACCUCCACUCGCUGGCUGACCUGUUCCAUCGGAUCCCCGGGUCUGCUAUCCUCCUCCGCUAUGUGAAAUCGAGUUACCAGAAUGAUCCGGUCCGGUCGGCCGUCGAACUGUUUCUCUUCCUCUUCGCGGUGCGGUAUCUCCUCGCGCCCAAGUACUCGACCAAGCCUGGAGUGGUCAAACUUUCGGAGGAUGAGAUCGAUGACCUGGUGGAUGAAUGGACGCCUGAACCCUUGGUUGGACGGCCCUCGCCUCUGGAGGAAAUGGAGGUGGAAAAACGGACGGUGAUUGUUGGACCGGUAGGACCCAAGUCGAAACUGGCCAACGGCCGCACGGUGGUCAAUCUGGGAUCGUACAACUUCUACAACUUCAACGCCAACGAGUCGCUUAAGGAGAAGGCGAUCCAGACGCUGCGCAACUACGGCGUGGGGCCCUGCGGUCCUCGCGGGUUCUACGGGACGCAGGAUGUCCAUAUGAAGACCGAGGCGGACGUGGCGGCGUACCUGGGCACGGAUGCUUGCAUUGUCUACUCGCAGGCGUUCUCGACCAUCUCGAGCGUGAUUCCGGCCUUCUCGAAGCGCGGCGACAUCAUCGUUGCGGACAAGGGUGUCAGCUAUGCCAUUCGCAAAGGUAUUCAGAUCUCCCGUAGUAUCGUCCGGUGGUACGAGCACAAUGAUCUGGAAGAUCUGGAGCGCGUGUUGGCCAAGGUCACCAAAGAACAAGCCCGAAAGCCGCUCACGAGGCGGUUCAUUAUCACGGAGGGCCUGUUCGAGUCCUACGGGGAUAUGGUCGACUUGCCGAAGAUUAUCGAACUCAAACUCAAGUACAAGUUUCGAUUGAUCCUGGACGAGACAUGGUCGUUUGGUGUUCUGGGUAGAACUGGUCGAGGCGUGACGGAACACCAGAACGUGGAUGCUGCCGAGGUUGAUAUGAUUGUGGGAUCGCUGGCCGGACCACUCAUUGCCGGAGGAGGGUUCUGCGCUGGCUCGGAGGAGAUCAUUCACCACCAACGCAUCUCUGCGGCAGCUUACACGUUCUCGGCCGCCCUGCCGGCCCUUCUGUCCACCACUGCCAGUGAUACUAUCAAUAUCCUCCAGAACAGCCCGGACCUCGUCUCGCAGCUGAGAGAUCUGACCAAGGCGAUGUGGGCUCAACUUGAUCCCCGCAGCGACUGGGUCCGUUGUACCAGUGCCCCCGAGAACCCGAUCAUGAUUCUGGUCAUCAAGCCCGAGGUGGUGGCUGCGAAGCGGCUCACCGCCGACGACCAGCAAUAUCUGCUGCAAGAUGUUGUCGAUGAGUGCCUUGCAAACGGUGUGCUCAUCAGUCGCUUGAAGACGCUGCACGACAAUUUCGAACCCAAGCAGGACAUCCCGCCGGCCCUGAAGGUUUGUGUGACGAUGGGCCUGACGAAGAAAGAGAUUGAGAAGUCGGGCACGACCAUUCGACAUGCCAUUACAAAAGUCCUAAGUCGACGCAAGUGAGCCGCCGACGAUUCAUUCAUGUCCUAUGAUCUUUACGAGUCUGUAGCAUAAUUCUGUCUUGUGCAAGUUGUCCGUCCACUUGACUCUGGUCGUGCAUAGAAAGCCCCCAUUCUUCGUGUGUUAUUAAUUCCUUUCUUUUACCCUUCCUGACACCGUUGUUUUUUUUCCCUUCAAGAACAUUUUUAAUAAUAAGAUUUGCAUUCAAGC
Molecule: messenger RNA, 1855 nt
Organism: Penicilliopsis zonata CBS 506.65
Lineage: Eukaryota; Fungi; Ascomycota; Eurotiomycetes; Eurotiales; Aspergillaceae
Exons: 4
Coding region: 134-1648 (504 amino acids)
Biological process (GO): sphingosine biosynthetic process; ceramide biosynthetic process
Cellular component (GO): endoplasmic reticulum
Molecular function (GO): serine C-palmitoyltransferase activity; pyridoxal phosphate binding
Source: RefSeq, a predicted model, not a curated record